Molecule: messenger RNA, 2888 nt
Organism: Nicotiana tabacum (common tobacco)
Lineage: Eukaryota; Viridiplantae; Streptophyta; Magnoliopsida; Solanales; Solanaceae
Source: RefSeq, a predicted model, not a curated record
UCCCAAACAUUAAAAUUAUUCCCUAGUUGGAUAUUACUUUAUCCCAAAAGUUAGUUCCCCACUCCCAAAUCCCAAACAUUAAAAUUAUUCCCUAGUUGGAUAUUACUUUAUCCCAAAAGUUAGUUCCCCACUCCCAAAUCCCAAACAUUAAAAUUAUUCCCUAGUUGGAUAUUACUUUAUCCCAAAAGUUAGUUCCCCACUCCCAAAUCCCAAACAUUAAAAUUAUUCCCUAGUUGGAUAUUACUUUAUCCCAAAAGUCACGUUAAAAAGAAAGAAGCAAAACCUUUGUUCUUGACUUAUUUUCUCUUUCUAAAAGCUCAAUCUAAUCUUGAUUGCUUGAUAUCUUGUCUUCAUUUAUUCUCUGCCUCUGUUGUGCAGUGCUAUUUUCCAAUUCCUCCAAGCCCAUUUCGAUUGUAGUAACCGAAAAUCAGACAGUUUAGCUAUAACCGGAAACCAGCCCAAGUUGGAGAAAAACUGAACAUCAAAAUGGAUAAAUUUGUGAUCAGGUCAAACAUUGGCCAAUCAAGUUCCAAUGGUAAUAGUCGGCCUUCUGUUAGUUCAAAUAUAGCUCCUGAAAUCCAAAGAGAGACAAUCUUAUCCCCUCCUUUAAAUGGUGGUAGUGUUCUUGAGCUAGGAUCUCCCAAUCCUGAUCCCAAAGAAAGAAUACCGAUUCUUCAGUAUGCCCCUAAUAUCCGAGAUGAUGUGAGGAGACAUUAUAUUGAAAAAGGGGCUUGUCAACCGAGUGGCCAUGCUUUCCCUAAAACUAAAUUUGGGAACAAAAUGCGUCAAUUUAAUCCCGAUUGGUUUAAGGGUCCAUAUUCUCAAUGGUUGGAAUAUAGCAUAAAAAGUGACGCUGUAUUCUGUUUGUGUUGUUAUUUAUUUAAGAAUGAACUUGAAAGUCACGGUAAUGCGGGAGAUGCAUUUACAAAAGAUGGGUUUAAGGGUUGGAACAAAGGUACUGAAAGACUUAGAACGCAUGUCGGGGAAGUAAGUAGUAUCCAUCACAAAUGUUUUAAUAGGAUGCAAGAUUUUGUAAAUCAAGAACAAUCGAUUCAAUCUUCUUUUCACAAGCAAAGUGAGAAAGUAAAAAAUGAUCAUCGGAUACGUUUAAAUGCCUCAGUUGAUGUAGUAAGAUUUCUCUUGAGAAAUGGAUUGUCAUUUCGUGGUCAUAAUGAAAGUGAAGAUUCCGAAUACAAAGGUCUUUUUCUUGAACUUUUGAAAUUUUAUGGGGAUAAGAAUUUAGAUGUGGGAGAGGUAAUAUUACAUAAAGCUCCAAAAAAUGAUAUGAUGAUUUGUCCAGCAAUUCAAAAGCAUAUUGUGGAUGCUUGUGCUAAAGAAACAAUUAAAGCUAUUAUCCAAGAUUUGGAUGAUGACUUUUUUGGGAUAUUGGUUGAUGAAUCAAAGGAUAUCUCACAUAAAGAGCAAAUGGCCCUUGUUAUACGAUAUGUUAACAAAAGAGGGGAGGUGAUUGAGCGUUUCUUGGGUAUUGUCCAUGUGAAUGAUACAUCUGCACUAUCAUUACAGAAAAUAAUUUAUGAUUUACUUUUGGAUCACUCGUUAAGCUUUUCCAAGCUACGUGGACAAGGUUACGAUGGAGCUAGUAAUAUGCAAGGAAGAAUAAAUGGCCUAAAUCCUUGAUUUUACAAGAUGUUCCAUCUGCCUAUUGUGUUCAUUGUUUUGCCCAUCAGUUGCAAUUAACACUUGUAGCUCUUUCUAAAAAGCAUCCGGAUGUGAAUAAUUUUUUUGAUGUUGUCACUAACACAUUGAAUACUAUUGGAGCAUCUUUUAAACGCAGGGAAAUACUUCGACAACACCAAGUAGAGAAGUUGGAAGAAUUACUUAAAUCUGGAGAAAUACUUAUCGGGCAGGGAUUGAAUCAAGAACGUGAGCUCCAACGACCGGGUGAUACCCGUUGGGGUUCGCAUUUUAAGACCUUGGAAAAUUUCUUGAUUAUAUUUUCUUCGAUUGUUAACGUGCUUAAAGAUAUGCAACAAAAUAGUCUUCUUUCUCUUGAUAGAUUUGCAGCAAAAAAUCUUUUGGGUAAUAUUCAAGAAUUUGAGUUUGUGUUUUUAUUGCACUUGAUGUUCAAGAUGUUGCUUUUUACAAAUGAAUUGAACAAAGCUUUACAAAAGAAAGAUCAAGACAUAGUCAAUGCUAUGAGGUUGCUUGACCUUGCAAAGAUACGAUUGCAGACAAUGAGGGAAAGUGAAUUUGAGAUCUUGAUGAAUGAAGUUUACUCGUUUUGUGGUAAACAUGAUAUUAUGAUUCCCAAAAUGGAUGAAGAUUAUCCAAGAUCGAAACGAAAGAGGUCGGGAGUUUCAUAUUCACAUCACUUUAGUGUGGAAAUAUUUUAUGCAGCUAUUGAUUUGCAGCUUCAUGAGUUAAAUAGUCGCUUUGAUGUAGUGACUAAUGGCUUACUCCUUGGUAUGGCUUCUUUGAAUCCGGUUGAUUCAUUUGCUAAUUUUGACAAAGACAGAAUAAUGAAGUUGGCCGAGUAUUAUCCAAGUGAGUUUGAUGACAACAAGCUUCGAGAUCUCAGCUUUCAGUUUGAUAGUUUUAUUGUCUAUGCUCGAAUGCCUCGUAGCAAAUUUAUCAACUUGAAGGGAAUGAAGGAUCUUGCUAUAGUGAUGGCAGAGACGAAAUUGGAUCAAACUUGGUGUCAUAUUUAUUUACUUGUGAAGUUGACUUUGAUUCUACCUGUUGCUACUGCAAGCGUGGAAAGGGCAUUCUCCUCAAUGAAGCUCAUAAAAAGUGAUCUACGUAAUAGCAUUAGUGAAGAGUUUUUGAAUGGUUGUUUAGUUUGCAAUAUAGAGCGUAAGGUAUUUGCAACUGUAAGUAAUGAUGCUAUUAUUGAUCGUUUUCAAAGUAUGAAAACUCGUCGCGUACAA